AGUCCAGCAUGUCACGUUCGGCCAGGCCCGCGCAGGGUUGCAUGAAGUCGAAUGAGCCUAAUGUUUGGUGAAACUUUUGCUAUUGAACUAGCUGUGUCCAGUGCUGUUGCAGAGUAAUAGUGUGACAUGUUCAUUUAGUCUCUGAUGUUUUGUAUUAUCAUGGUCCAGUAGUUCCACUCGUCUGCCUUGUUUAAGGUUUCUUAAUUUACUGGGUGAAAGGUCACUCAGCUCAGCUUUGAAAACAUGGCAAGUUCAUUGUUGGGGCACGCAGUAGCUGCGUACAAACGUGAUCUAAGUCUACCAGUCAAAACAUUCACACUUUUACGGGCCUUCAGUAAUGGGACUAAUGCACUGCGCAAGGACUCUCCGCCUCCACAAGCUGUGUUCUUUCCCCCUUCCGAAGUGCCAAUGCUGGUCCCGGGGACGUUCAAAAAUAAAGUGGCUUUCAUCACAGGAGGGGGAACUGGUUUAGGCCGAGGAAUGACAACUACCCUGUCAAGCUUAGGUGCCGAGUGCGUCAUUGCAAGCAGAAAGCUUGAUGUUCUGGAAAAGACUGCUGCAGAAAUUUCAGAACAGACUGGAAACAAGGUCCAUGCUUUGAAGUGUGAUGUGCGGGACCCAGCGUCUAUAGAGGCUGCUGUGACGAAGCUGAUCAGUGACGUGGGUCUCCCUGAUGUGGUAAUCAACAAUGCUGCAGGUAAUUUCGUCUCCCCCUCAGAGAAGCUGUCUGCGAAUGCCUGGAGGACCAUCACAGACAUUGUGCUGAACGGCACGGCCUUUGUAACGCUGGAAAUUGGGAAGCGCCUCAUUAAAGCUGAAAAAGGGGCUGCGUUCUUGGCCAUUACCACCAUCUAUGCAGAGAGUGGCUCUGGCUUUGUGGUCCCCAGUGCCUCUGCCAAGGCUGGUGUGGAAGCUAUGUGCAAGUCCCUGGCCGCCGAGUGGGGACGCUACGGCAUGAGGUUCAACGUGAUUCAACCCGGACCAAUCAGGACCAAGGGUGCAUUCAGUCGUUUGGAUCCCACCGGGAUGUUCGAGAAGUCAAUGAUUGGCAGGAUUCCGACUGGCCGUCUGGGAACGCCAGGAGAGAUUGCGAACCUCGCCGCCUACCUCUGCAGCGACUAUGCCAGCUGGAUUUCAGGAGCGGUCAUUCGGAUGGAUGGAGGAGAAUAUGUGUCCAUGGCCGGAGAGUUCAAUGAACUCCGAAGGGUCACCCAGGAACAGUGGUCUAUGCUCGAGACCAUGAUCCGAAGCACAAAAGGCUCCUAAGGACUUUGACUUUUUUAUGAAUCCCCUAAUUGAUGAUCAGAAUAGACAUGCCACCUCAGUGUGUAAGAUUUGCAUGUAUUUCUGAGAUUGCCUUGCUAAGUGCCUGUGGCCUUUAGAUCAUUCCCAACACCAUAACAUACUGUAAUAUAGUGACCUUUGUAGGGAUUAAAUCUAAGCACGAUAGUGCCUGUGGUCACUAAUGUUUUGUACAAAAAUGACAAACAUUAUUUGCCUCAUAUCUUGAAACAGAAUAAACCUUUUCUGCAGCAAUA
Molecule: messenger RNA, 1538 nt
Organism: Alosa sapidissima (American shad)
Lineage: Eukaryota; Metazoa; Chordata; Actinopteri; Clupeiformes; Clupeidae
Gene: decr1
Product: 2,4-dienoyl CoA reductase 1, mitochondrial
Exons: 11
Coding region: 244-1266 (340 amino acids)
Biological process (GO): fatty acid beta-oxidation
Cellular component (GO): mitochondrion
Molecular function (GO): 2,4-dienoyl-CoA reductase (NADPH) activity
Source: RefSeq, a predicted model, not a curated record